UCCGUGCAGCCCCGGUGCGAAGAUGGUUGGCGGCUUGUGCGCUCGCAGGUUGGCCCGCCGGUCGCGGUCCGCCCUGAUAGCAGCCCUCACGGUCCUGCUGGUGCAGACGCUCAUUGUGUGGAACUUCAGCAGCCUCGACUCCGGCGAAGACAGGGAGAACGGAGGCUCCAACAUGCGGGAGAAGAGGGACCGGGUCGGAGGCAACAAAGCCGCUGGCAGCGACUAUUUCCAGCACGGGGUCCAGCAGUGGCAGCGGCAGCAUCUUCCGCCGCCAGGGAAGGGGACGUCUCGCCACAUACAGCAGCCGGAUGGAUAUUACUCCCACCGACCGAAAGAGAAAAGCAGAGUGGACAGCAACAACGAGAACUCUGUGCCCAAAGAUUUUGAGAACAUAGACAAUAGUAACUUUGGUGCGCGCUCACAGCCACACCGGCAAUCUGUUGGGGCCACCAGCAGCAAGCAGCAGCGGGAGCAUCUGCAGGAGAAGGCGCACGCCCAGCAGCAGGCCUGGCGGGACAACUCCCCGAGUCUGGGCCGCAGCUCAAAUGAGGUGCUGCCUGUAGGCCACCAGCCGCUGGCGGUCAGCAACAACGCCUCCUACCCAGGAGGUCAAGGUGUUGCUGGAGUGUCGCGGCAACACUACCGUGCCUCACAGGCCCAGCAGGCGCAGUCACAGCACAGACAUCAGCACCCGCACAGGAGGCAGGCAACUGCGGCGCCGCUGGAAGUGACCUACGACCAGCCACCCAAGUGCGAGAUCAGUGGGAAGGAAGCCAUUUCGGCUCUAUCCAGAGCCAAGAGCAAGGAGUGCCGGCAACAGAUCGCAGAGGUGUACUGCAGACACAAGGAAGGGCAGUUAAUGCCGGAGAAGGUCGCUCGCUACUGCCCCCUCGAGGGUAAAGCCAAUGCCAAUGUCCAGUGGGAUGAGGACUCUGCAGAGAGCUUUCCUUUAAAGCCAGUCAGAAUAGCGUUUGUCCUGGUUGUGCAUGGACGAGCAUCUCGCCAGUUUCAACGCCUCUUCAAAGCCAUCUACCACACCUCGCACUUCUACUACAUACAUGUCGAUCAGCGCUCAAACUACCUGCACAGGCAGGUGCACGCCCUGGCUGCUCAGUAUCCAAAUGUGAGGGUCACGCCCUGGCGCAUGGCCACCAUCUGGGGUGGUGCCAGUCUGCUGACCAUGUAUCUCCGCAGUAUGGCUGACCUGCUGGCCAUGAGGGACUGGAGCUGGGAUUUCUUCAUCAACCUCAGUGCUGCCGACUACCCCAUCAGGACCAAUAACCAGCUGGUGGCCUUCCUCUCCAAAUACAGAGACAUGAACUUUAUCAAGUCCCACGGCAGGGACAACGCCAGGUUUAUCCGUAAGCAAGGUCUAGAUCGUCUGUUCUUUGAGUGUGACACUCACAUGUGGAGGCUGGGUGACCGUAAAAUCCCAGAUGGCAUCUCGGUGGAUGGCGGCUCCGACUGGUUCCUUCUCAACCGCAUGUUCAUCGAAUAUGUCAUCAACUCCAAGGACGACUUGGUCACCAACAUGAAGCGCUUCUACGCCUACACUCUGCUGCCAGCCGAAUCGUUCUUCCACACAGUGCUGGAGAACAGCGCCCACUGUGAGAGCAUGGUGGAUAACAACCUGCGCAUCACUAACUGGAACCGCAAACUGGGCUGUAAGUGCCAGUACAAGCACAUUGUCGACUGGUGUGGAUGCUCCCCCAACGACUUCAAGCCUGCAGACUUCCACCGCUUCCAGCAAACGGUGCGGCCCACCUUCUUUGCCAGGAAGUUUGAAGCCAGCGUGAACCAGGAGAUAGUGAACCAGCUGGACGCCUACCUGUUUGGACCGCUUCCCCAGGGAACGCAGGGGCUGAACUCGUACUGGGAGAACGUGUACGACGAGCCGGAUGGCGUGGCCAGUCUGUCUGACACGCAGCUCACGUACUUUCACUCCUUCUCGCGGCUGGGCCUGGCCAGAGCUGCCGCCUCGUUGCAGGGAAACCCAAAGGACCACAGCUGCAGGUACUUCCCCAUGGGCCACCCAGUGUCGGUGCAUCUCUACUUCCAGUCAGACCAGUUCCAGGGCUACCUGGUCAGGCACCAUGCCACUAAUCUGGCUACGAGCAAGCUGGAGACCAUGGAGACCUGGGUGGCACCAAAGAAGAACUUCAAGCUGACCACACCUCCCAGCAGCACAUUCAGCAGGCUGCAGUUCGCAGAGAUCGGCACUGAGUGGGAUGCCAAAGAACGUAUGUUCAGGAACUUUGGCGGCCUGAUGGGCCCCAUGGACGAGACGGUGGGCAUGCAGAAGUGGAGCAAGGGUCCCAAUGUCACCGUCACAGUCGUGUGGAUCGACCCCACCAAUGUCAUUGCCGCCACCUACGACAUUCUGAUAGAUGCCAGUGCAGAGUUCACCCACUACCGCCCGCCGCUCAACCAGCCUCUGAGACCUGGUGUGUGGAGCGUCCGCAUCCUGCACCACUGGAGCCCCGUGGCUGAGAUGCACUUCCUUAUUGCUCCGUUGGCGUACAACAAGCAUCAGCCCAUACGACAAGAGGAUACUCUGAAGCUCCACAACGGGCCGGCGAAGAACAGCUACAUGGAGCAGAGUUUCCAUGGCCUCAAUCCGGUGCUCAACAUCCCCGUGAGCCUGGGCUACGUGGAGCAGGCCAAAAGGAACGCGGCCUUGACUGGCCCGGAGCUUGAGCGUUGGGUAGACAGCCUGGUGGGUGAGUUGUGGGAGGCGGCUGACAUCUGCGCCGUGGGCCCGACCGCCUGCCCCGUCAUGCAGGCGUGCCCCAAGAACCCCUGGAGCUCCCUGAGCCCAGACCCCAAAUCCCAGCUGGUAACACCUCGCGCAGACGGGCGCAUCAGGUAGCAGCGAGGCCUCCAGCUGGACAGGAGGCCUCGGCACAGGAGAUUCACUGUUGAUUUUUAUUUAUUUAAUGGGGUUUGUUGCAGGUGGGGGGAAAUGUUCUUCCUCUGUCUCGGGAGAAGAAGGAAACAAAAGAAAGAUUUCUUUGGGAGGCUGGUGAGGGUGUCUGGACGGAGAGCGAGGAGAAUGAUUUUCAGAUCCUCCCACGGGGUUCCUCCUUUUAGGGGAUUAUGCUGGCUUUGCUAUUUCAGUUUCUCAGUGUAUUUAUUUUUCUUCUCAUGGCUGAGUUUUACUGUGAUCAAACGUUGCAAUUUUCGAGCAUUUAUUUUGCUGCUGAAUGAAUUAUGAAGUCAGCUUUGAAAGCCCUGCGCGGGGCACGGCGUUCAUGUGAGUGUGGAUUGUCAACACUGGUAGCAGAUGAUGUUCUGCUGCAAAAAGGCCUUAGCUGUAAGACAUGCAUGAGGAGGUUACCCGGUACUGAGAUAAAUGUGCCUCCUUAUGUGUGUGUCAACAAAAUGAGACGACUUCUGAGUAUUCAGAUACACCCAAACAGUUCAAAAAGAUUAUUUUGAUAUGUCUCAAACGCAGCACAAUUAAAAGCAAACUUCCCAUUUAUGGAGAAACUUUGAACAACAAAUAUUUUAGCAUUAUUAAGGCCAAUUAUUUUGUUGAGUUUCCUAUCGUUCUUGUAAAUCAGUAGAAUAAAUCAGUAACAGCAGCACAACUUCUUUCAGUUCAGUGCCUGAUCAGGAUGUGGAACUGCCGUGGCCGGGCUAACCAUCUGCUGCAGUCACAUUUCGUAAACAUGGAAAAAGAGAAAUGCAAAUACAAGAGGCCUUCUCGGAAUAAUGAUUUGGAUGAUAAUAGAAAUUUAAUGUAGGAAAUUUCAGUGUUCUAAAUUCAUAAAUGCUUCAUUUUGUGGUUGUUGUAGAAUAGUGUUUUAACAUUCGCAUAGUGUAGGUUUAUUUGAAUAAAACCCAGAUGUUGUGACAGGCAGAGGACAAAGAGAGAAUUGCUCUGUCCGUCUUUUAUCAACCUGCCUCAAACUUGAAAACACAAUUAUCUCAAGCUGACCUUAAAAUUCUCGUUCUUGUUCUCAGUGUUUUUUUUUAACUUUACUUUCUUCCAGUCAUUUCAAUGACACUUUAUGUUGUACAUGAUGAUACAAGAAGUCUCAAAAAUUGUGUGAAUGAGGGGGGGGGGGGGGGUGAGUCCAUGAGUCGCUAUUUAUUUAUAAGUUUAUAUUAAUACUGAUAUUUUUAGUCAGUGACUAAAUAACUGCGACGCUGCCUUGGCAGCAUGAUAAAUAUUUUUUUGUAAAGAAAGCCGCCUUUAUUUACAAAGGCCAACACCCCAAACUGUACCUUUUUAUGGCCCGCACCUGUGUGUUAGUCAGUGUUGUCCUGUCUGAAUAGAUCUUCUUGUCUUGGUUUCUUACAUGGCUGUUUGCCAAGUGCAUCACAAGAGAAAGCCAACCCGACCUGCGAGGUCCGAGGUCAGCUACCUAACAACCUCAACAAACAGCGAACAAAAACACA
Plectropomus leopardus (leopard coralgrouper) is the source of this 4404-nucleotide messenger RNA. RefSeq names its product xylosyltransferase I (gene xylt1). The record is from RefSeq and is a predicted model, not a curated record. Gene Ontology annotation, cellular component: membrane. Gene Ontology annotation, biological process: heparan sulfate proteoglycan biosynthetic process; chondroitin sulfate proteoglycan biosynthetic process. Lineage: Eukaryota; Metazoa; Chordata; Actinopteri; Perciformes; Serranidae. Gene Ontology annotation, molecular function: protein xylosyltransferase activity.